UAUCACUGUCCGUGGAUCUCCAUAUCCGAGGAUGGGGAUCCUUAUGCAUUGUCCUCUACUGCUCCUGCUGCUGGUGGCCGUCCUGACCCCGACCCAGACCGACACAAGAUCACACUCUCUGCGGUAUUUCACCACUGCCGUGUCCCAGCCCGGCCUUGGGGAGCCCCGGUUCACAGCUGUGGGUUAUGUGGACGACACGCAGUUCAUGCGCUUCGACAGCGAUGAGGAGAAUCCCAGAGCUGAACCGUGCGAGCCAUGGGUGGAACAGAUGGAGCCCGAGUAUUGGGAGCAGGAGACACGGAUAUUCAAGGAGCACACCCAGAAUUUCCGAACUUGCCUUCAGAACCUGCUCCACCUGUACAACCAGAGUCAGGACGGUUCCCACACUAUCCAGGAUAUGCACGGGUGCUACGUGGGAUCAGAUGGUCAGUUCCUACACGGGCACUAUCAACAUGCCUAUGAUGGCCACGAUUAUAUUACCCUGAACGAGGACCUGAGCUCUUGGACCGCAGCAGAUGCAGUGGCUCAGAUAACUCAACACAAGUGGGAGGAGGCUGGCGUGGCAGAGGAAUACAAGGCCUACCUGGAGGGCACAUGCGUGGAAACACUCCACAAAUUACUGGAUAACUGGGAGGAAACUCAGCAACACUCAGACCCUCCUAAGGCACAUGUGACCCGUCACCCCAGGCCUGAAGGUGAUGUCACCCUGAGGUGCUGGGCCCUGGGCUUCUACCCUGCUGACAUCACCCUGACCUGGCAGAAAGAUGGGGAUGAACAGAUCCAAGACUUGGAGAUUGUGGAGACCAGGCCUGCAGGGGAUGGAACCUACCAGAAGUGGGCUGCUGUGGUGGUGCCUUCUGGGAAGGAGCAGAAUUACACAUGCCAUGUGCACCAUGAGGGGCUGUCUGAGCCCCUCACCCUGAGAUGGGAACCCCCUCCAUCCACCACCUCCAACAUGGUGAUCAUUGCUGUUCUGGUUGUCCUUGGAGCUGUGGCCAUCAUUGGAGCUGUGGUGGCUUUUGUGAUGAAGAGGAGGAGAAACACAGGUGGAAAAGGAGGGGACUAUGCUCCAGCUGGAGGCAGCAACAGUGUCCAGAGCUCUGACUUGUCUCUGGAGGCUUGAAAAGCCAACCUUCCCUGUCCAGGAGGCAUUAGGAGUCAUCUGCAUCAUGACAGCUCCCUGCUGACCUGAGCUGCAGCUCCUCACUUCACAGUAAACAGAAGAAUCUGAAUGUGAGCUUGAUUGCUCAAAUCUUUGACCUGAGGGGUUGAUUAGUGGGUAAAUUAAGGCAUUGAGAAUGCUCAGAGUGCUGUGGAGGAGAAUAAACGGCAGCAUGGAGAACCUUCC
Messenger RNA from Apodemus sylvaticus (European woodmouse), 1348 nucleotides. RefSeq names its product H-2 class I histocompatibility antigen, D-B alpha chain-like. The coding region runs from base 32 to 1123 and encodes 363 amino acids. Gene Ontology annotation, cellular component: external side of plasma membrane. Gene Ontology annotation, molecular function: peptide antigen binding; signaling receptor binding. Gene Ontology annotation, biological process: immune response; antigen processing and presentation of endogenous peptide antigen via MHC class Ib; positive regulation of T cell mediated cytotoxicity. Lineage: Eukaryota; Metazoa; Chordata; Mammalia; Rodentia; Muridae. The record is from RefSeq and is a predicted model, not a curated record. The transcript is spliced from 8 exons.